Fomitopsis serialis is the source of this 3376-nucleotide messenger RNA. Its product is annotated as chloride channel. The record is from RefSeq and is a predicted model, not a curated record. The transcript has 15 exons. Lineage: Eukaryota; Fungi; Basidiomycota; Agaricomycetes; Polyporales; Fomitopsidaceae. The coding region runs from base 329 to 3097 and encodes 922 amino acids. Gene Ontology annotation, cellular component: Golgi apparatus; early endosome; membrane. Gene Ontology annotation, biological process: chloride transport; transmembrane transport. Gene Ontology annotation, molecular function: voltage-gated chloride channel activity.
CUUACAUAAUUGACAACUCAGCGGUAAGUUAAGCACUUAGCUAGAUAAGAUAAGAUCCCGACCACAAGACCAUGCCAGUGCUCGGUCGUCGCGACGGUGCUGGAUGCGCACGCAACACUGGUUUGAGCCCGUUCGGCCGACCGCCCCCACUGCUUGAUUCCACUCACACACGACGAGGGCGACGGCCCACGCAGCCAGCUCGCUCUUGAUCCCCGCUAUUCAGCGACGCGCUCAGAACACACCCUGACCAUUGGUGAGUCGUGUGCGCGUCUGUCGCUUUCCUGUGCACACUAUAAUGGCGUUCACCGCCCUCGACUAGCUACCCGCGAUGCCUUCUCGGCUGAACCCCACCGCUGCGCUGUUUCCCACUGGUCCUCACGGCGCCCCGUCCGACCCAGCCUGGCGUCGCCAGCGGCUGCUCCGCAUUGGGAACGAAGCUCCCGAGUUCGGUGAAUCGUCUGCCUUGCGUCCCCCUGGUCCGACCCGAGCAACUUCGUACGGCGCUGUCGUCACGCAUGACCGGGCCAGAUCAAGCUUCGCUACUCGGCGAGGGUUGAGCGCCAUGCCGAGGAUCCGGAUACCCUUGUACUCAAAGUCUACGCCCGUAUCUCCCCGCUCUGCGUUCUCGCACAAGGACUCCUACUUCGCCGGCCAGCGCCCCAUCUCCGCUUAUGACAAGCCUCCUGCGACCGAGCCGGAUUCUCCCGAAGCGAACGCGGACGUCAAGACGAACGGUGUCCGUGUGUGGUAUUCAUCGUUCACCUCAAUCGACUGGCUGCACGAUGCGAUCAAGGACCAGGCCCGUCAAGCGCGGAUCCGGAAGCGCAGGUCAAAGCGGGGACGCAUUCUGCGACAGCUAGAUCGGAGCAUUGGGUGGAUUAUCGUUACUAUUGUAGGCUUCUUGACGGCGAUUGUCGCGUUCAGCGUCGUACGUAGCGAGCAGUGGCUGUUCGACGUCAAGGAGGGAUACUGUCGCGACGAUUGGACGAAGGCGAAGCGAUUUUGUUGUAGGGUAGAGGACGACACAGUAUUCAGUGCGCGAGCGCCGUCGUUCCUCACGCUCAAUGUGGAGGAUGACUGCGAUGCGUGGCGCCCAUGGGCUGAAGUCUUCGGCGCUCUGAUCGAAAAGAACGGUGAAUGGAUGGGGCUCAAGGCUGGCAUGUCCCAAUAUAUCGCCUAUGCUGUCACUGCGCUCACUUGGGCAGUGAUAUCGGCAUUGUUGACAAUCCACCUCACUUCUUCCAAUUCAUUCAUCACAAGGAAGGACUCUGGAGUGCUUGCCCCUGACUUCGCAGACGUAGAUGAAGACCAGAAAGCCGCAGCCGUUCCUGCCGGCGAACCCAAACGCAAGGUUACUUACUAUGCUGCGGGAAGUGGUAUCCCAGAGAUCAAGACAAUUCUGUCGGGCUUCGUCAUCCACGGCUAUCUCGGUGGCAGGACUCUAUUCACGAAGUCGGUCGGCCUGGCGCUCUCCGUCGCGUCAGGUCUUUCUCUAGGCAAGGAAGGGCCCUUUGUACACAUCGCCUCUUGCAUCGGAAACAUUGUCAGUCGGUUCUUCAGCAAGUACGAGACUAACGAAGGAAAACGACGAGAGAUAUUCAGUGCCGCAUGCGCUGCAGGCGUAGCAGUGGCCUUCGGCGCCCCCAUUGGUGGUGUUCUAUUCAGCUUGGAGGAAGUCUCGUACUUCUUCCCGGCGAAGGUCAUGUGGAGAAGCUUCUUCUGUGCUAUGGUGGCUGCCAUAACAUUGAGGUUCCUUGAUCCCUUCGGCAGCGGUAAGUUAGUGCUGUUCCAGGUCACCUACGACAAGGACUGGCAUGCAUACGAACUGGUCUUCUUCCUUCUGCUCGGAGUCUUCGGUGGCGUCUAUGGUGCAUGGUUCUCGAAGUUGAACUUCCGUUGGAGUCGUGAUGUCCGCAAAGCGACCUGGCUAGGGAAGCACCCCAUCGCAGAGGUAUUCCUGGUGACUCUCGCAACGACAGUUCUCUCGUUCGUCAACCCAUACACCCGCAUGGGGGGCACCGAGCUUGUUUACAACCUCUUCGCGGAGUGUCGCCCUGGCAGCGCCAACACCCACAUCGGGCUUUGCGUGCUCAACCCUCCGGAACAGGCCAUCCCUGUCAUACGCUCCAUCCUGAUCGCGCUGGUCAUCAAGGGUGCGCUCACUGUCGUCACGUUCGGCAUUCAAGUCCCCGCCGGUAUCUUCAUUCCGUCCCUCGCUGUCGGAGCGUGCGCUGGGCGUAUUAUGGGCAUCCUCGUACAGUGGCUACAAUUCUCUCACCCGAAAAGUGCUCUGUUUGCUAGCUGCGAAGGUGACCUCAACUGUGUCAUUCCGGGUCUGUACGCCAUGGUCGGGGCUGCUGCUAGCUUGUCCGGAGUGACGCGCACGACGGUAUCACUGGCGGUCAUCAUGUUCGAGCUGACGGACACACUGACGUAUGCGGUCCCCGUCAUGUUGUCGGUCCUGGUUGCAAAGACAGUUGCGGAUGCGUUGGAACCCAAGGGCAUCUAUGACCUGGUUAUCGAUCUCUCGCAACUGCCGUACCUGGAUGCAAAACAUGAGUACGUAUGGGGCAAACUGCAAAUCGACGAUGUCACCGACCGCGAUGUCGAUGUCAUCCGCGUCGACCGGGAGAACACCGUCAAGAGCCUCAGGGACCAAUUGCAAGGGCUCAUCGUAAUGGACAAUUCUGACAGCGGCUUCCCGAUCGUGAGGAGCGAUGACGGCGGCUCGCGCAUGGUCGGUUACAUCGGAGCCAGUGAACUGGAGCAUGCUCUUACCGUCGCCGCCGACGAGGCGGACAAGCCCAUUAGGUUCUCUGGCCCUGGUCUGUAUGCACACGGCGGCCCGAUGACUUCGUCAGUGUCGUCGUUGGAAGCCGGGUCCACCCUCCUCGCUGUCGACCCAUUCGACUUCUCUCCGUACAUGGACCAAGCCCCGCUGACGGUUCAAUCCAACUCUCCCUUGGAGCUCGUACAGCAGUUCUUUACGAAGCUUGGCGCUCGUUACGUUGUCGUGACGGACGCCGAUGGCUAUUACGAGGGUGUCAUAGACAAGAAGACAUGGCUUCACUUCUUGUCUCAGUUGGAAGGACACUGAUGAAGAUUUGACGUAGUCAAUCAAUCAUGAUUUUCUUAGGAUCUUCUGCAGUAGGGAUUUGGACCAAGAAUCAAGAACUCGCAUUCAAUGCACAUACCAUUCACCUUUGCAUACGUCGACUAUCAUAUCACUCGCUAUCAAAUCGCAAUCCGUAUCCUAAAGCAUCGUUCAACUCUAUGUCCACGUCCAGCAUGUAGUUUACAGGUCUCCGUAGGUUCCUCGCAAUCGAAGCACAAUCAUGCUUUUGGCGCGAAGCAGUGGUGGGCAUGAGAACCCAAC